AUGACACUCAAAACUUUUGAUGGUACAAUCGUAACAAAAGAAGUAGAUAUUCCAAAUUGUUUAAACGAGUAUUUUGUUUCAGUAUUUUUAAAAGAUAAGGUAUUAGACCAUGUAACUUUUCCUUCAAAAUGUAAUUUUUAUUGUAUCGAUCCAAGUUUUAAUGACAAUGAUGUUGAAUAUCAGUUAGUAAACCUUAAUGUUAAUAAAACAAUUGGUGUUGAUAAAGUUCAUCCUCGUGUUCUCAAAGAAUGUUCAAAACCACUUUCUCAUCCCUUAUCACUAAUCUUUAAAAUGUCAUUUUAUAGUGGUGUUACACCAAACAAAUGGUUAACUGCAAACAUAACUCCACUAUUCAAGAAAGGAGAUAAGCUAGAUCCUUCAAACUAUCGACCGAUAUCAAUAACAUUAAUAGUAUGCAAGGUUAUUGAGAAAAUUAUUCACAAUGUUAUGAUGAACCAUUUAGCUUUAAAUAAGUUAAUAGCAAGCGAACAGCACGGAUUAGUUAAUGGUAAAAAUGGAAAUGGAAAACAACGAGUUGUUCUGUGUGAGUUUGUUUCAGAUUAA
Hydra vulgaris (swiftwater hydra) is the source of this 564-nucleotide messenger RNA. RefSeq lists its product as uncharacterized. Lineage: Eukaryota; Metazoa; Cnidaria; Hydrozoa; Anthoathecata; Hydridae. The record is from RefSeq and is a predicted model, not a curated record.